Molecule: messenger RNA, 627 nt
Organism: Gloeophyllum trabeum ATCC 11539
Lineage: Eukaryota; Fungi; Basidiomycota; Agaricomycetes; Gloeophyllales; Gloeophyllaceae
Exons: 4
Molecular function (GO): DNA binding
Source: RefSeq, a predicted model, not a curated record
AUGCAGCGACCGACUCUCGAGAACGUCACUGUCAGAACCGUCCGCGACGCCACCCAUAUCUUCUACGCCGUCGCUCGCAACCUGCUCCCUAUCAUCACACGCCGAUUGGACGCUGACGAGCGGCGCGCCAUAAAAGCUGGGAAUGUCUAUGUCUGGGAAGACAGAGGUGGCAACUCCGAGUCCUCUGGCUUGGGCAUGGAGAGAUGGACGGACGGAAUGAGCUGGGGGCCGAGCAGAGUACGAGAUGUUCGUCCCGGAUUCCUCGUAGCCUCGCUCGGCAUACUGAUUAACCGAGAGCAGGAAUUCUUGUACUAUACCCAAAAGGAACGCGAUCCCUCCGCUUCUGGGGCCAACUCUUCGUCGCAUGCCUUCGGAGGGCCACGCUCGUCGAGGCGUCCAGAGCAUCUGAUGAAGCAAACCUACAGCGUUCAUGUGUUCCUCCCUCAAGACCGGGCCCAGGGCGUCAUGCGCAAGUGGCACCUUACCGCGUACUUCUCACAAGAAACGGUUGAUUCGCUAACGCCUGUUAGCGCGCUGCCGGGUAUCGGUGAUGUCACUGUCCCCGAAGGCUGGUUCCGGUCCGCCCGGUCGAGCAAGACCCGGCGCGGCGGUGAGCCCUUCGGUCCA